Daphnia pulicaria is the source of this 2875-nucleotide messenger RNA. RefSeq lists its product as uncharacterized. Lineage: Eukaryota; Metazoa; Arthropoda; Branchiopoda; Diplostraca; Daphniidae. Gene Ontology annotation, molecular function: G protein-coupled receptor activity. Bases 90 to 2723 code for a protein of 877 amino acids. Gene Ontology annotation, cellular component: membrane. Gene Ontology annotation, biological process: G protein-coupled receptor signaling pathway; cell surface receptor signaling pathway. The transcript has 9 exons. The record is from RefSeq and is a predicted model, not a curated record.
GAUACGAAUGUUGUGAGAAUCCUGUAGAAUUCAUUGAAAAUUAAUUUUUUUAGUUAAGUCUAGCCUGAAAUUGUUGAUCGCCAAUAAUCAUGGAAAUAUCUCAAAGAGGUUUUAUUAUCCUCGCGUUCAUCUUGUACUUUCAACUGAUGGCAACCACGUCUCCGCCGCAAUCCAGCACUAAAUUUCCAUCUUCAGCAAACAACUCGAAGGAAAAAUUUCUGAUUCGCAAAUGCUGCGGUCCAGGCCAAGUGUACAAUUUCAAUUGGGAAGAGGAUGUAGCCGAUCGUAAAGAUCGAUGUGUUAAAUAUUCCAUCACCAGCAGCCAUCCAUCUUCGCAAAACUAUUCUCGAUCGGUUUUCUUUGGCUCUGAACAGACUGUGCCAUCUCAAUACGCCAUCGAAGAUAUAGAAAUCGACGCGGGAUUUCCUAGCAAUUGCACGCCGGAUCGAUACGGAAGCACUUUGAUCUUACUGGAACCCGACAUGAGAAUGGCCGACCUCUUCUAUCCAAUUGCAUCUGGCCAGCUGUUAGUGCCACAUCGGUUUUGGGUUUUACAAAAUGAACACCACUGCAUAGAAGACUUUUUCUUGGACGGAAAUUUCAAAAAGGCUAGAAGAGUUGCGUUUAUUUGUACGUCGCACACCCAUCCGUUUCCCACAAGUGCCAUUGACGAUUUUGGAAAAUUACAAUUGAAUUUUAUCCGAUGGACGGCACCUGUGGAACUGAUGUCAGCCUUUUCCGGAAAAACAGUUGUUAGAAAAUGCUGCGAUCGAAAUGAAGUUUACUCACAAAAUCUGAUUUGCAUUGAAAAUAAUCGAGGAGCUUCAACACAAUUCUUCGAUGAUCUUCAGUUCUCAAAAAGCGACGAGCUAUUCUUCCGGUUCGGAUUACCCAUUUGCUCCGACCCAUUUCUCUACCGACGACAAACAAUCGAUUUCGUAUUAAACUCGAACGGCAGUUUGGAAAUUAAUUCCGGUAGCAAUUUAGUCUCUAUUGAAAAUUAUUGCAUGGAGGACAUUGUCUACAAGGAUUCCGUGGGUUUACCCGUCACAUCCAAUCUCGCCAUUUUCUGCUCCGAUCAAAAAAUGGAGUUACCCAAGAAAGAAGAAGUUGCACCAGCAGAGAAGCCGACCAUUAGCGAAACCGCAUCUGAGAUGGUUGUUCGCAACGAGUCGAGUAUAAAAAUCAAUAUGCCCAAGUGUUGUCCAUCUGGAUCUGUGAUGGACGAGCGAGAUAACUCCUGUCAGCCCCUGAGGUUAGAAGACGAAUCUUCGGAUACUGAUUCUAUCAUCUCACGGGCGCUGAACAGCCACAUUCAGAAGAAUUACAACAUUUUCAGCACCUUAAUGGCUAACACGUCGAUUUCCUGCCCAUUCGUAAAAAACAUUCCUUUGCUACCAAUGUAUCAUAGUUUUGGGAAACUUUUGUUCGAGUCCGUCGGCGAAGAAAAUAAUAGUCUCUCACUUUUAACGCAUUUUUAUUUUGAGAAUUAUUGGGAUUUAAAAGUGAAGCACCGGCCUUUUUGCGUGGACUUGGCCCUUCUUCGAAAUGAGAGAGAAGUUUUCUAUCAGCCCAAAGCAUUUUACUGCGUAUCAAAAUCUCAUCGUGUUUCAAUCCACUACCCGAUUCUUCUGCUGAUCUCGGCCGCCGGUUUAUUAGCCACAUUUAUUAUUUAUUUUAUUGUUCCAGCCUCCGGAUCGGCGAAAUUAGUUACAUCAGGAUUUGGAGGAGGAAGUAGGAAGAGGUCCAGAGUUACAACGAUGGCGAUGAUGUUGACUGGUCGAAUUUUAUUAUGCCACAUCAUUACCUUGUGUCUGACGUUCAUUUCGUUGUCGAUUGUUCAACUAGAACUAGUACCGCAAGGUCAACCUGCAUGUAUAGCGAUGGGCUAUAUUAUUUAUUUCGCAUCGGUUGCUUCAUUUUCCUGGUUGACAGUGUACUGUUUCGAUUACUACCGUAUCUUCAGCGGAUCGUUCAAAGUUUCUAACGAAAUGCUAUUCAUUCCGUAUUCGGCUUUCGGCUGGGGUUUUCCUAUCUUGUCAAUGAUUGCUGCUUUGGUCACACAGUUCCAGUCUUCCCAGAUUGGAAUCUCGGAAAUUUUCAAUCCCAACAUGGGUCUCUUGAAAUGCUGGUUUGCAGAUGGCACUUCCGCACUGGUUUUCUUUUACGCACCCGUCGGGUCCUUGCUAAUAUUCGACAUUGUUUGUUUUCUAACUUUACUCUUCAAUCCAAAUUUAAUGCAUUGCUGGAGAGGAAAACAGGGAAUGACAAUGCGCACCAAUCGAAACGCAUCAAAAGAUUCCAAAGAGCAGCAAGAUUUAAAAAUGGCACUGAAACUUUUUUUCAUCACCGGAAUUCCUUGGAUAUUUGAAUUCGCUGCGUGGCUUCCUUUCUACUUGACCGAUAACUCGUUUUUACGGACCAACGCCAUCUAUUUUUUCGAAAUCAGCAAUUUACUUAACUCGUUGCGUGGCGUCAUCAUCUUCAUCAUUUUCAUUGUUUUGAAUCGAGACGUCCGUCGUUUCUUGUGGCCUCGUCUCAAGAGGAUUUUUGUUCGAGAGGAUUCAAAUAUCGUACGCAGUAAUCGAUCCAAUAUCGAAGACCCGUCGUCCUUCUCGACUCAAUCGACAUCUGGGAUGACGACGAGUUCCACUUCCAAUUCUUUCAGCAAGUCAGAGGAGAGAGACCAUUCGAAUUCUUCAUUGCAAUCGAAAUCAAGUUAAUAAUUUCUCGUUACAGAAAUGUAUAGACUCAAGAUCGAUCCCUAGAUUCAAACUGUAUUGUGUUUUUUUAGUUCUAUUAUAAGCUAUAACAUUCUACAUUGCUUAUUGUGAAAUGUUUGAAAUACCAAUAGGCUACAGUAUUCGUUAUUCCA